AUGAGCAGAGACUAUCAGUUCUCCUCUCCUUCUUUUUCGUCCCCCUUUUCAACGUUUUCCUCGUCAACGAACAAUAGGGAUGACAUUUUAAGAAAGAAGGAAUCAUCUUAUUUUGCUCCACCUAGAUUGGAUUUAUCACCUUCAUUUUCUUCGAUUUUAAAUUCUCCCUUUUCUAGUUUUAGUACUACUGGCUCAAAAACAAGUUUGCCAAAGAGUUCUUUGAAUACACCAAACUCAAACGUGAGCACCUUUGAUGAGUCGUUAAGAUCGAGACAAGCCGAGCUCUCCCUUACACUUCCUUCCAUUUCGUCACCACUAAAAGAAAAGUUUUUCUCUUCUGGUUCUUCCUACAAACCACUUGUAGAUUCUCAUCACCCUACCGAUAAACCAACUUUUCACUCCCAAGAAUAUAUGAGUUAUAUAUCACAGAGAGAGGAAGAUGAAGAAAGGAAAAAGAAACAGCAAGUUGCUGAACAAGGAAAAAACGCAAUGGUGAAAACAUCAAUAGAUAUUAACCCGAGUCUCAUUUAUUCCAAAACUAAGCUUUAUUCCAGAGGAACAGAAAUUCCUCCUGUCAUUGAUAAUAUGUUUGGGAAGCGUAUUCAUGGGGAUGCUAAGGAAGUUGAAUUGAUGAAAGAGGCGAUCAAACAAGGAUUCAAAUCGCCAAGUGUAGAUGUAGUUUACGACAGAACCUCGCAAGAAGUUUUUCUUGUUAGACAAACUUUGAAUGAAAGAGAGGUUCAAACUCAAACUCCAGAUUUUGAAAUCGAUGCAAGCACUCAAACAGAUCCUGUUGAACCAGAAUCUUACAUACCAAAUGUGGAAUCUGAUGAUAUGUAUCCCAGGAGAAUUGUAAAAAUAAGAGAUAAGGGAACAGUUACUAUUGCUGAAGAAACAUUGACAAGCACUGAUGAAGACGAAAUCAUUGUUGAAGUUAUCUCAAAAAAAGACGAAGAAAAACUUGAUGAUGAAUGGAUAAAUCAACGAUAUGAAUAUGUCCCAAACCUUCCAAUGAGAGUAGCUUCAGAAUCUCUUGAAAAACCAAAAAAGAAAAAGAAUAGAAAGAAAAAUAGUGAUUUACAAACUUCAGCUCAAGUAGAGCCUACCACCAGCAACAGAAGCACAAUUAGCAUUGCUGAAGCUCAAAACAAAAAGAAAUAUAACAAGAAUAAGAAGGAACCUAAAAAAUCAAAAAAGAAGGAAUCCAUUCCCAAAAAACCAACUCACAAGGAAAAGACAGUAAAAUCUCAAAGUGAUGACAUGUCCAAAUAUAUUGAUGAAACCUAUUUCGAAAACCAAGAUGAAAUUACCAUUGAAGAACCUAGAAAAUCAAGAUCUGAACAAUAUAAGGGUAUUGAGAUUAUUUAUGAGGAACCUGUUAGAGAGGAGGAAACUGUAUGUAAAAUAGAAGAGAUUGAGGAGGAAACGAAACCAAUCCCUCUCCAUUCGAAACCAACAUCUAGAUCGCCUACAGAACAAUCUGAUCCACCAGUUGAAAAACAAAACUCAUCUAAAGUCUCCUCUGGAACUCAGUCUGCUCCUGUUGUUCAAACAGAUUCAAAGAAAAAUAUCAUCUCUGAUUCUUCGGAAUCUAUCACAGAUGAAGAUGCUAUCAAUGGCGAAUCUACAUCUGAGAGCGAUUAUUCAACAGAGGAAGAGAAUAUAUGCAACGAACCACUAGCUCAAGAUACUGAAAGGGUAGGACAUCCUAUUGUUUCAGAACCUGAAAUUCCACAACCAAAACCAAAAACUAAUUUUGAAAAGUUAAAAGAAAAGACUUUAAAAAUUGUUGAGGCUAAAAGCCAUUCUUCCUCUCCUCAAGUCAAACAAGAUCCUCCUGUAUCAAUUAACGAAGAUGAACAUCUGCAAGAGAAGAACAAAGUUUCCACAGUAGUGGAAGUUUCAUUGCAAGAACCUGAGAGUAAGUCUUCAAGCUCAGAAAACCAUAUACCGCAAAAUUUAGAUCUUGAUUCAUUGUCAGAGUUACCAAGCGACCUAUCUGAGGAUGAAAAACAAAUCAUUCACCACGAAGUUGCCUCCAUGUCGUUCGAUGACUCAAAACCAAGAAAGGAAUCAAGACAAGAUCCAGUAAUUAAUUCAACCCAAGCCCAAGAAACAUACCUUUCAACCAAAAACACAUCAAUUAAUGAACAUAACCAUCUGAUGGAUGUUAAACAACAUUCGGAACAAACUGAUGAAACACAACAACCAAGCUCUAUGGAGAACCAAUCAGCUACGGAAGAGAUUCAAUCUCACUCAGUAAUUAAUCCUGAUCAGUCUAAACAAAAAGUUACUUCUAUUUCUCAGCAAGAUAUUACUGAAAUUGAGAAGGGAGAAGCUUCCAGUCCUAGGACUCCUAACCCUGCCAAACAAGUUGUUCAGGAACAAAAUAACCAGACACAAGAAGAUGUCAAUUCAGACCGCUCAAGUAUUGAAAACAAACCCUUAUUAACAGAAAAUUGCCCUACAUAUGUGCCAAGCAAGGAACAUAAAGAAGAGCCAACAAUUUAUUUAGAAAAAGUAAAGGAUGUAAGUGAUUCUAGAAAUGCUAAAAUGAAUGAAGAUUUAAUCAUUCCCAAGUCUAUUCCAAUUGAACAAUUUACACAUCCUAAUGAAGCAAAGAAUGAGUCUCCAAAAGACGAAAUUUCAAACUCUGUCUUUAGCAAUGAGGGACCAAGUAAUGAUUCCUCCUCUUCAGAUGAUGAGGAACUCAAAACCUAUGAUGAAAACUUGCACUCUAACGAAAUCCAAAACAUCUCUAAUGCUGCAACUAAAAAGGAACCGUUCUAUCCAAUCACAACUGAGCUAGAAAAAACAAAUGGCAUUGAUAGUGCUGCACAACGCUCUGCAAAAGAACCAUCUAUGGAAGCCUCCAAAAAAACGCUUAAGGAAUUUGAUGAGCCUCCACAUUAUGCCAAUCAAGAGGAAAGCAAACCCAAUGUUGCAAAAGAAGUAGACUCGGAAUCAUCAAAAGCAAUUUUGUCUUCAUCAAACUCAUCGGGGGAUGAUUCCGAUUCUUCAGAAUCUAGUUACGGGGAAGAAAAUGAUGUAGUAGAUGAUAUUUCACAAACAGUCUUUUCUGAAAGACCUAAGGACGUUGUACAAAUUAUUGCAGAUACUUCUUUUGAUAAUAUUGAUGGUAGUGAUAUUAUAGAUACACCAAUAACAGAAGAGAGCGAAGAGGAGACCACAUUUGAAAAGAUGCUUAAUACCAGGCUUGAAAUGCCUGUUUAUGAGAGCCCUAAACUAACUAAGGAAGAUUUUUCAAGGAGCGAAUCCCCUAUUGCAUCCAGACUUAAAUCACUUAAUCAAGAAAAAAAGAAAAAACACAAACUCGGAUUUAAACAAAACAAGGAUACUCUUAAAGCGUUUGAAUCUCCAAAAAAGUGGAAUCUUUUAAUUAAGGAUGAUGACGAAGAGGAGAGUAAUAGAAAAUCUCAACUAUCUCCUCCUCCAGAAUAUUCAAAUUUAAAAAUAACAUAUCCAAAAUCAUUAUCCCCUUCUGCCUCAACAGAUUUAACACCAUUGCAAACUAACUCCUCUAAUGAUGAAACUAAUCAACUUGAGUCAAUUACACCAGAAAAAAAAGAAUCCCCAAAAGCAGAAAUAUUAGCAGAUGCUAAUAAGGAAAAUGAUAGUGCAACAGAAGGCAAUCAAAGUGCAGCACAGAUAAAUGAGAUAGCGGAGGAACCAAGCUCUCCUAUUAGAGGAGAUAUUAAUUUUGCAAAAGGACAAUAUAGUGGAGAACUAGACAGAAAAGGUCAACCUAAUGGUAAAGGUUUUUACAAAGGUUCGGAUCUAACAUAUGACGGUUCUUGGGUAAAUGGUAAAAAAUCAGGUUAUGGUAGAAUAGAGUAUCCAGAUGGAUCUGUCUAUACUGGGGAACUCUUGGACGAUAAUAGGCAUGGGCAAGGCUAUUAUUUUACUCCAAAUUACACACACGUUGGUGAUUGGGAGAAAGAUAAAAAAAAUGGACAAGCAAUAAUUGAAUACACUUCUCUUGGUGACAAGUAUGAAGGCAACUUUGUUGAUAAUUUCCCAGAUGGCAAGGGAACAUUUACUUUUAGGGAUGGUUCUGUAUAUUGUGGUGAAUUCGAAAAAGGAUGUAGACAUGGUGAAGGUACCUUAACUUAUGGAGAUGGUGUUACAAAGUAUGAAGGAGAGUGGGCUAAGGAUAAACAAACUGGUAAGGCUAUCAUUACUUAUCUCGAAGGUGUCUAUGAAGGAGAAGUGGUUGACGGAAAGAGACAAGGCCAUGGAACUUUUACCUAUGCCAAUGGUGAUAUUUAUGAUGGUGAAUGGGUGAACGACCAAAAGCAAGGAAAGGGAAUUUACUUCUUUGAAGGGCUAUCAUCAGGAGUUAAAUAUAGAGGGGAGUGGUUUAAAGGAAAAAAGCACGGGGUAGGAAUAUUAGAAACAAAAGAUAAUGUAGAAAAAAGGUUGGCAACACCAAACUCAAAAACACUUUCCAUGUCCUUUGACGAAGUUUGGUCAGAGGGAAGAUUGGUGUCCUCAAAGAAAGCAAAUAUGUAA
Naegleria gruberi is the source of this 4533-nucleotide messenger RNA. RefSeq lists its product as uncharacterized. The transcript has a single exon. NCBI's taxonomy places the organism in Eukaryota, Heterolobosea, Eutetramitea, Acrasida, Naegleriidae. Gene Ontology annotation, cellular component: cytosol. The coding region runs from base 1 to 4533 and encodes 1510 amino acids. The record is from RefSeq and is a predicted model, not a curated record.